AUGGACGUUCCCCGCAUCGACAUGUCGGGCGAGGAACCAGACAGGCCCGCGCAUCCUGGGACUUUCCAAUCCAGCAAACAAGAGAAGCGCUCCCUCUCCCCGGCUAGAGUCACCGUGGACUUCCCGGUAUGUGUGGUUCUUCCUGCUGGCGGCAGCGGAGAGAGAACCGGACUGCAGACACCCAAACAGUUCUGCAUGCUGCUGGGCCGACCACUUAUAAGCUACACUAUUCAGGCUUUUGAGAGUAUUUCAUGGAUCCGCAAGGUCGUGGUUGUCGUGGCCGAAGAGAAAGCAGACAUGAUGGCCAACAUCGUACAGCACUACCGGCACGUUAAAGUCCAUGUAGAGCCAGGUGGCUCAACACGUCACAGGUCCAUUCGCAAUGGCGUCAUGUCUCUAGUUGGUGAAGAGGAGAAGGACAAAAUGGUCGUCAUCAUCCAUGACGCUGUGCGGCCUUUUGUGGAGGAACACUUCCUUUAUCGUAUAGCCACGGCUGCCAGGGAACACGGGGCUUCGGGGGCCAUACGUCCGCUGGUCUCCACGGUGAUCGCCACCACGUCCGACGGCUUCCUGGACCACUCGUUGGAGCGAGCCAAAUACAGAGCCAGUGAAAUGCCUCAGGCCUUCAAGUACAACAUCAUCCAUCGAGCUUAUCAGAAGUGCAAACAGACCGACUAUGACUUCGGUACCGAGUGCCUCCAUCUGGUGCUGGAGUACUGUGGCACUAAAGCCAAGCUCAUCGAAGGCCCGCCCACAUUGUGGAAGGUCACCUACAAACGGGAUUUGGCUGCGGCGGAGUCCGUCAUAAAAGAGACACUCUCUCGGUCCACCUGCGUGAUCACAGGAGGAUGUCCGUUUGCUGGGAUGCUUGCCAACUCUUUCCAAGAGGACUUAGAAAUGGAGCUGGACAUCAUCCCAGAUCUGACGGGAAACAACAUCGCGUAUCUGUUGAAGGUCUACAACGUGAUCCAAUUCUCUCUGAAUGGCUUUGACUUAGACCAAGUGGAGGAGAUUUUUGCCGCAAUUCAGGUGUCUAAUCAAACGCUUUUCCACACGGUGGUUGUUAUUGCGGUCUGUUUGGGCAUUUUAGAUGGACGGUCAGCCGAGAGAGCAGCCUUUGCAGAAUUGGCCUCGGCAGCCAAGCUUCAAAAUAUUUUCUUGUACGGCGUACAUGUGGACGUGGACCUGUCAAAGGGCGCUGAGACUCGGGUCGAAUCUUUGUCCAAAGUAGCCUCGCUGAUGUCAGCUUUGAUACGUGAUCGUAGCGUGGCCUUUGUGGGACAAGUUCUACAGGCGUGA
Molecule: messenger RNA, 1299 nt
Organism: Nerophis lumbriciformis (worm pipefish)
Lineage: Eukaryota; Metazoa; Chordata; Actinopteri; Syngnathiformes; Syngnathidae
Source: RefSeq, a predicted model, not a curated record